Messenger RNA from Aureobasidium uvarum, 918 nucleotides. The record is from the annotation of a GenBank genome assembly. NCBI's taxonomy places the organism in Eukaryota, Fungi, Ascomycota, Dothideomycetes, Dothideales, Saccotheciaceae.
AUGUCAACCAUCGAAAACGUCGCUAUCCUAGGCGCCUCAGGCAACUUCGGCACCCCCAUAACAGCCGCCCUCCUCGCCGCAAACUUCAACCUCACAAUCAUAACCCGCUCCACCUCUACAACCCCCCACCCACCAGGAAUCCCCACCAUCCGCAUCCCCUACAACCUCGAAUUUCUAACUCAAGCCUUCACAAACCAAGACGCUGUAAUCUGCGUCGUAGGUCCCGGCGGCAUACCCUUGCAAAAAACCUUCAUCGAUGCAGCUGUAGCGGCAAAAGUAUACAGAUUCAUCAUCGAUGACUUUGGAUGGGGUCUGACUGCAAAAGGGUUUGUGGAGUUUGAAGAGAUUCACAAGCAGAGAAGGCAAGGAUGGGAUCAUGCUGCCGAGAAAGCUGCAGAGAAUUCUUUGUUCACGUGGACGGGAUUGAGUACUGGGAAUCCUGUCGAUUGGAAAACAAUUGACAGNGCAAUGAAGAAAUUUCCCAUGAUGGGGUUUGAUGUCGCCGCACGGAAAGCAAUCAUCUAUGACCAAGGAAAACAAAGAUUCACCGGUACUACGCUAGAAGGCAUCGGACAAGCAGUAGUCGGAACACUCCAAACCCCUUCUGUCACAGCAAACCGGUUCCUCACCGUUCAAAGCAUCAACACUUGCCAAAAUGAAUUACUGGAAGCGUUCGAGAUGGUCACAGGAAAGAAGUGGGAGGUCUCGAGACAAUCAAGCAAAGACUUGGUCAGUAAUGGACAACAGGACUUUGCAGCCGGAAAUGGGAUUUGGAGAUUGAAAUUGGCAGUGGCAACAUUAUACGAUGUUGGACAAGGAAGAGGAAUGGUAGCCUCCUCAAGAGAAGACUCGGAUGCCGAGCUGUUGGGAGUCAAAGACGAGAGUGCGGAGGAGAUAGUCGCCAAGUUACUUCAAUGA